Messenger RNA from Chlamydomonas reinhardtii, 1254 nucleotides. RefSeq lists its product as uncharacterized. Lineage: Eukaryota; Viridiplantae; Chlorophyta; Chlorophyceae; Chlamydomonadales; Chlamydomonadaceae. The record is from RefSeq and is a predicted model, not a curated record. The transcript has 2 exons. The coding region runs from base 88 to 1233 and encodes 381 amino acids.
GUUAGGCGCGGCGUUGGCCCGUCUCUCGCUUGGCGGACUUCCGCGCGGCAGAGGAGCAGAUCGAUAGCGACUUCAAAGAGGAGGUUAAUGGCUGUCCAGCGGCGGGAGAUCCUGGAGCAGCUAGAUAAGCUAGACGAGCUGGAGAUACAGCAGGCCGGCAGCACGGCGGCGCUGGCGACGGGGGCGGGCCAGGCCGAGGGCUCGGGGGGCGCAGGGGUCGCCGGGGUUGGUCCGCCAGGUGCGCUGGGCGUGAGUGGGGCGGGAGGGGCUACGGGUUCGGGGGGGCCGACGGCCACUCUGCAGCAGCAGCAGCAGCAGCACCAGCACCAGCCGCCGCAGCAGCACCAACAGCACCAGCACCCCCAGCAGCAGCAGACUCCGCCGCAGGUGACCGGGGCACCCACGGCGGGGCCGUUGGCGUUGGUGCCAGCCGCCACCACGGGGAUGGGGCUGGCCACCGGGCUGCUGCCGGCCGCCGGGGUGCUGGCGGCGGCGCAGCUGCCGAAGGCCCUUGCGCCAAGCCUACCCGUGUUCCAGGGCAGGGACGAUGGGCCGCGGGGCGUCAAGCGGCCUAACCCGGUGGACGAGAUCGUUCACCAGGGUGCCUCCUUCUCUCAGAUGGUGGCCACGCUGCCCUUGCUGGGCGACGUCGCGAAGGCCCUCCACUUCGUGUCGCCAACCAGCAACCAGUUCCGCUUCGGCCAGGCCGCCGGAGCCCAAGUCGCCGAGCUCGUCGCCGAGGCGGCCACUUUAGGUACGGCGGCAGGAGCCAUCAGCGACCCCAGCGCUCAGGCGUCCCUGGCUCGGUGCGAGAGCGAGCUGCUCCGCUCCGCCGUGGAGGCGCAGGCGACACAACUGCGCCUGACGAGGUACACCACGAAGGUGCCAUGGAAGGACGCGGUGGACUUCGUCAAGCACGCAAACCCGCAGACCGUCACCGUCGUCGAUGCGCUGGCGGGACUGUCGGACAGCAUGCUCAGCCACCUCCUCAAGCCGGCGGGCGCAGGGGCGGCGGCGGGGCCAGCAGGGGCGCCGCCGCCGCCCCCGGCGCUGGGCGCCGCCGCCGCAGCGGCGGGCGCGGACGCCCACAACUGCCACGCGUGCCACCGCCCGGGCCACAACUUCACUCAGUGCCCGGCCCUGGCGGACCUGCGCCGCAGCAACCCGCAGCUGUACGACAACGUCAUCGCACAGAUACGGCAGGGCGCCGCCGCCGCGGCCCCCCGGCGCUAGCUACCAGCGGCUUCCGCAGAG